GCGUCCUGUGUGCAGAAGCCAUCACUUCAAUAUAUUGCACCAGUUCAGCAGUGCAGCUGAAACAAAGAACAGGCCUGGUGCCUAGUAUCGCUUGAUGGUUGCGUUAGGUUAGGUUAAGAUUUGCUAAUCGCGUUAUAUCUUGUCACAUCACGCCACAAUUUUCCUAUGAUACAUCUUACGAUGGCGAUGAACGUUAAAUUGCUGCCGAUUUUGCGGCAGCGUAACACGAUCGCGCGUACUUUUUGCAAAAGUCGGCCUGUCAAUCAUCAGGUAUUGCCGGCUCACAUUAAACCACAACUAGUACGAACAGAAUACUUUGCUGAAAAAUCAAAGUUAUUGAGAAAUAUACGCGGACGUCGAUUUCAUCCCGCGGUGAUGUCGGUGAGAUUUUUUGCAAAAGCUUUCAAUCGAAAUCCACCAAGUGAUGGAGAUGGAGAUCAACCAGCAGAUUAUCCUGCUUCCUUGCCUGCAACUGUAGUAGUACCUGAAGUAUGGCCUAAUGUACCAGUCAUUGCUAUUAAUAGGAAUCCAGUAUUUCCCAGAUUCAUCAAACUUAUUGAGCUUACAAAUCCAAUUCUGAUAGAUCUGAUACGUAGAAAGAUCAAACUUAACCAACCUUACGUAGGAGUUUUUUUGAAAAAAUCUGAAGAAAACGAAGCUGAAAUUGUUCAAAAUUUGGAUGAAAUUUAUCCUAUUGGGACUUUUGCACAAGUACACGAGGUACAGGAUUUAGGCAAUCGAAUGAGAUUGGUAGUUAUGGCACAUAGAAGAAUUAAGAUUGUUAAACAGAUAUUUGAAGAUGGCAACACAAAAUCAGGACAGAAUAAGGAAGAGAUGAAACUGACGUUUCCACUAUUAAAUACAACAAUUACCGUUCCUGUAGACGACACAAUUGCAACUAGCAAGAUGAGCCGAAGAUCAUUGCGUAAAAAGGUAGAUAAUAAAUUUGUAGAACAAAUUGAAAAGACCAGUGAAACGGAUCCAAUGGAAAUAAAACAAUCAGUGGAUUCACCAGAAAAGAGUACGAAGAAACCAUUAGAUCCAUCAGGCAAUCAACCUAUAUUAUUGGUAGAAACUGUAAAUGUUACACAUGAAAAGUUUAAGCAGACUGAAGAAAUCAAGGCUCUGACACAGGAACUCAUUAAGACGAUACGAGACAUAAUCAGCAUGAAUCCUUUAUAUCGCGAAUCUCUGCAACAAAUGUUGCAUCAAGGACAAAGAGUCGUGGAUAAUCCAGUUUAUCUUAGUGAUUUAGGCGCUGCCUUAACCGGAGCGGAUGCGCAAGAAUUGCAGCAAGUCCUGGAAGAAAUGGAUAUUAUAAAAAGAUUAAGAUUGUCACUCGCGCUUCUGAAGAAGGAAUACGAGUUAAGCAAACUACAGCAGAAAAUUGGCAGAGAGGUUGAAGAGAAGGUGAAGCAACAACAUAGGAAAUAUAUCCUUCACGAACAGCUAAAAGUUAUCAAGAAAGAGCUAGGGUUGGAAAAAGAUGACAAAGAUGCGAUAGAAGAAAAAUAUCGGGAAAGGAUAAAACAGAAAGUAGUUCCUAAACCAGUGAUGGAUGUCUUAGAAGAAGAAUUGAACAAACUGUCCUUCUUAGAAAAUCACAGCAGUGAGUUCAAUGUUACAAGAAAUUAUCUGGAUUGGCUUACAUCCAUGCCGUGGGGUGUGACGAGCACAGAGAAUUUAAAUCUUCAGGAAACCACCGAAAUUUUAGAUCAGGAUCACUAUGGAAUGGAAGACAUAAAGAAAAGGAUUCUCGAAUUUAUUGCUGUCAGCCAGUUGAAGGGUACUACACAGGGCAAGAUAUUAUGUUUUUACGGGCCUCCUGGCGUAGGCAAAACCUCUAUAGCUAAAUCAAUCUCGCGUGCUUUGAACAGAGAGUAUUUUAGAUUUAGCGUUGGCGGCAUGAUGGACGUAGCGGAGAUUAAGGGGCACAGACGAACGUACGUGGGUGCCAUGCCAGGCAAAGUCAUUCAGUGCCUAAAGAAAACCAAAACUGAAAAUCCGUUGAUACUUAUAGAUGAAGUAGACAAGAUUGGCAAAGGAGGCUAUCAAGGCGAUCCAGCGUCUGCUCUUCUUGAAAUGCUUGAUCCAGAGCAAAAUGCAAACUUCUUGGAUCACUAUUUAGACGUUCCAGUAGAUUUAUCAAAGGUUCUAUUUAUUUGCACGGCUAAUGUCACGCAUACUAUUCCGGAACCUCUGAGGGAUCGUAUGGAGAUGGUAGAAAUGUCGGGUUAUGUAGCCGAGGAGAAACUGGCCAUUGCGAAACAGUACUUGAUUCCGCAAGCUAAAACAGAAUCUGGUCUUAGUAAUGAGCAAAUUACCAUAGACGACAGCGCACUCACAGUGUUGAUCAAAUCUUACUGUCGCGAAUCGGGAGUGAGAAAUUUGCAGAAGCAUAUUGAAAAGGUACAUAGAAAAGUGGCACUCAAAAUCGUCAAAAAGGAAGUCGAGAGGAUUACCGUCGUCGCGAGCAAUCUCCAUGACUUUGUAGGCAAGCCCGUAUUCACGCACGACCGAAUGUACGACAUCACGCCGCCCGGAGUAGUAAUGGGACUGGCAUGGUCCGCCAUGGGCGGUUCCACCCUAUUCAUUGAGACUAGCAUCAAGAAACCAACGGGUGGCAAGAAAUUCGAAGGGUCCUUCGAAGUCACCGGUCAUCUGGGCGACGUGAUGAAGGAGUCUAUACGCAUCGCGAUGACUGUGGCAAGAAAUUACAUGACACGUGUGGAUCCUGCGAAUACAUUUCUCUACGAUUCUCACAUACACAUACAUGUGCCCGAAGGUGCUAUUCCGAAGGACGGGCCAAGCGCGGGCGUGACGAUCGUCACAGCGUUGCUCUCUCUCGCGAAGGAUCAAGCUAUCAGACAAGACGUGGCGAUGACGGGUGAAGUGAGCCUUAUCGGCAAGGUUCUUCCUGUUGGUGGUAUUAAGGAGAAAACUAUCGCGGCAAAACGAGUUGGCGUUAAAUGUAUAAUUUUACCUGAGGAAAACAAAAAAGACUUCGACGAUUUGCCGAACUAUAUCAAAGAUGGAUUGGAAGUGCAUUUUGCUUCAACAAUCGACGAUGUUUAUCGUAUAUGUUUUACACAGACCAACGAGACCAAUUCCUUUCAAUCUGAUAAACCGUUCAACGCACAAAUUUCACCGACACCGGCAUUUGGAUAAAUCUAAGUAGCAUUUGGAGGGAUACAUCAUUCAGAUAAAAUAUUCUAUUUUAAUAUUUUGCUUACUGAGUAAAACGAUAGUACGAUAGUUGAGAAUACAAUGUAUAUAUUGGUUAAUGUUCACACAAAAUUAAGAAAAACAUGGAAAUAUUACUAUUUGAAAUACAUUUUAUUUUAAUUGGC
Odontomachus brunneus is the source of this 3350-nucleotide messenger RNA. RefSeq names its product lon protease homolog, mitochondrial (gene Lon). Gene Ontology annotation, molecular function: serine-type endopeptidase activity; ATP hydrolysis activity; ATP binding. Lineage: Eukaryota; Metazoa; Arthropoda; Insecta; Hymenoptera; Formicidae. The record is from RefSeq and is a predicted model, not a curated record. The coding region runs from base 166 to 3168 and encodes 1000 amino acids. Gene Ontology annotation, biological process: mitochondrion organization; protein catabolic process; chaperone-mediated protein complex assembly. The transcript is spliced from 11 exons. Gene Ontology annotation, cellular component: mitochondrial matrix.